CCCCCGCGGCUCCCGGUCCGGCGCGGCCCCGUCCCGUCCUCCGCCCCGCGGACCAUGUCCGGCCGCUUCCCUCCGCGGCGGCCUCCGGCCUCGUCCUUCUCGUCGUCCUGGUCCUCGUCGUCCCCGUUCGCCCGCCGGUGCCCCGGAGCGCGCGGGCUGCCCCGGCGAGGGCUGUGCGGGCCGGCCCGCCUCCCCGCCGCCCUGCUGCGCACCGCCGCCUUCGUGGGCGGCUCGUGGCUGCCCGGGCCCGCCGCCGGGGCCCCGGCCUUCGCCGUGCGGGACCCGGCCACCGGCGCCCCGCUGGCCCGGGUGGCCGACUGCGGCGCCGCCGAGGCCCGGGCCGCCGUCGCGGCCGCCUGGGAGGCCCGCCGGGCCUGGGCCGCGCGCCCCGCGCAGGAAAGGAGCAGAUUCCUUCGCAAGUGGUUCGAUUUAAUGAUCCAGAAUAAAGACGACCUGGCCCGGAUCAUCACGGCGGAGAACGGAAAACCCCUCAAAGAGGCCCAGGGGGAGGUCCUGUAUUCGGCCCGGUUCCUGGAGUGGUUUUCGGAAGAGGCCCGGCGCAUUUACGGGGACGUGAUCCCCGCCCCGGCCGGGAACAGGCGGAAUCUGGUGCUGAAGCAGCCCGUCGGAGUGGCGGCCGUCAUCACCCCGUGGAACUUCCCGAGCGCCAUGAUCACGCGGAAGGUGGGCGCGGCGCUGGCCGCCGGCUGCACGGUGGUGGUCAAACCGGCGGAGGACACCCCCCUGUCGGCCCUGGCCCUCGCCGAGCUGGCCUGCCGGGCGGGGAUCCCGGCGGGAGUCUACAACGUCAUCCCCUGCUCUCGGCCCAGGACCCGGGAGGUCGGGGAGGCGCUCUGUACCCACCCGCUGGUGGCCAAGAUCUCCUUCACCGGCUCCACGGCCACGGGAAAGAUCCUGCUGCGCUACGCGGCCGACUCGGUGAAGAAGGUGUCCAUGGAGCUGGGGGGCCUCGCCCCCUUCAUCGUCUUCGACAGCGCCGACGUGGACCGGGCCGUGGCCGGGGCCCUGGCCUCCAAGUAUCGAAACUCCGGCCAGACUUGCGUCUGCCCCAACCGCUUCCUGGUCCAGAAGGGGAUCCACGACGCCUUCGUGGAAAAGUUCGCCGAAGCCAUCGAGACCGAGCUGCGCCCGGGCGGCGGAUUCGACGAGGGGACCACCCAGGGCCCGCUCAUUAACGACAAGGCCGUGGAGAAGGUGGAGAGGCACGUGAGCGACGCGCUGUCCAGAGGGGCCGCGGUCGUGACCGGGGGGAAGCGGCACCGGGCCGGGCCGAACUUCUACGAGCCGACCCUCCUCACGGGCGUCUCCGCCGACAUGCUCUGCUCCCGGGAAGAGACCUUCGGCCCCCUGGCUCCGGUCAUCAAGUUCGACACAGAGGAGGAAGCCCUGGCCGUCGCCAACGCGGCCGACGUGGGCCUGGCAGGUUACUUCUACUCCCGGGACCCGGCCCAGAUCUGGCGCGUGGCCGAGCAGCUGGAGGUGGGCAUGGUGGGCGUGAACGAGGGGCUCCUGUCGGCGGUGGAGUGCCCCUUCGGGGGCGUCAAGCAGUCGGGCCUGGGCCGAGAGGGCUCCAGAUACGGGGUGGACGAGUACCUGGAGAUCAAGUACGUCUGCCACGGGGGCCUGUAGGGGCCCGGCCCGGCCGCCGUCUCCCGCCGUCCCCCGCCGUCUCCGUCCGUCCCCCCCGGUCCGCGUCCCCCGGGGCCGGUGGCCCGACGCCCGGGUGGAGGCGGGCCCCGGGCUCCCCCGGGUCCGCGCGUGGCGUGCGAGAAGCCGUGGGGCCCCGGGGGACGCCGUCGUCUCCCCCCGUCCCCCGUCCCCCCCCUCCGCUCCCCCGGAAGCCGGGAUCGGGUCGGAGCGCCCGAGGCCGCCGGGGCGGGGGGGGCCCUGAGAUGGCCCGGCCUCCCUCCCGCGGCCUCCCCCGCCCCCCCCCCCCGGGUCCAGACCGGCCCGGGGUCACGGGGCCACCGCCCUCGAGGGCGGAGGGGCGCCCACGGCGGGGGCCGGCCUUCCCGAGCGGGACCCGCCGCCGGGUUUCUCCCCCCGGGAACCGUUCGGCCCCCCCCCCCCCUUCCGGGUCCGUCCCUCCGCCGGAGCAGAGGAGGCCGGGAGCGGUCGGGCCGCGCUCUCCCCGCCGGGAGGGUCCGGGAAAACUCCCAAGUCAAGAAGCACAGAAACGCCCCUCCCCACCCGCCCGCCCCGACCCUUCGCGGCUUUCUCCGCUCCUCCGCGAGAUGUCCCCGCCCCCGGGUUUGCAUUCCUGGGUUUUGAAUCGCUCGCCGCCAGCCGAACUACGGGCCCGGGCAGGCGGGAUCGUCUCCCCGGGGGCGACCCCCGCGCCCAACGGCCCGCGGGGACCCCGGAUACCCGGGAACCCCUCCCGGCCCCGACGAGGCCACCGACCCCCCCCCCCCGGCCCCACGGCGUCCGCGGCUCAUCGGCCUCUCGUUCCCCGUCACGUUUCCGGCUCCGCUCCGACCGCAGGCUUGUCGUUUCCCCGUCCCCUCUAGACUGUGACCCCGGUGUGGGCAGGGCAUCCGUCCGUUGUUGUCUCGUCCUCUCCCAAGCGCUCAGUACGGUGCCCCGCGCUUCAAUAAAUACAACCGAACGAGGACGCGUCCCUCGAGAGAGGCG
Messenger RNA from Ornithorhynchus anatinus (platypus), 2655 nucleotides. RefSeq names its product aldehyde dehydrogenase 5 family member A1 (gene ALDH5A1). The transcript is spliced from 10 exons. Gene Ontology annotation, biological process: GABA catabolic process. Gene Ontology annotation, molecular function: succinate-semialdehyde dehydrogenase (NAD+) activity. The record is from RefSeq and is a predicted model, not a curated record. Bases 55 to 1650 code for a protein of 531 amino acids. NCBI's taxonomy places the organism in Eukaryota, Metazoa, Chordata, Mammalia, Monotremata, Ornithorhynchidae.